AUGUCUUCCACAGCAGAAGUACGGCUUGAGCCACUUGGCCUUGCCCUCUUGAGACAAGCCUCGAGGAUCGAGUCCUGGGUUCGCGGACUUGACGUCGAGCACACAAAGCUCUCCGAUUAUGAUAGGAAAGAACUUCAAAGGUGGAUCGACUGGAUCUAUGAAGAUGGCGGCGUAGUUCGUUUAGCAGCUCUUCAGGUCCCUGAUAAUACUACUCUCCGCGAAGGCCAAAGCACGUUGGACAACCUUGAGAACCUUAUAAGAGCCGUUCUGGGGAGAGACGAUUAUUUGAACGUACAAGGGCGAAACUAAUGGGGGAUGAGGAAUAGUUGACCCUUAAAAGCAUGGGACAGGGGCUUGAUUGCAUAUCAACUUUAGCCUGGAUGUAAGAUUUUUCGGGUCACCUCGAAGGUCGUCUGGAUCUAGGCCUUGGCGUUUGCGGUGGACUUUCUGCUGUUCGAUGGUUCGGUAUACA
This is a messenger RNA of Daldinia decipiens, 472 nucleotides long. RefSeq lists its product as uncharacterized. Lineage: Eukaryota; Fungi; Ascomycota; Sordariomycetes; Xylariales; Hypoxylaceae. The transcript has a single exon. The record is from RefSeq and is a predicted model, not a curated record. The coding region runs from base 1 to 309 and encodes 102 amino acids.